Messenger RNA from Dipodomys ordii (Ord's kangaroo rat), 683 nucleotides. It is a transcript of the gene Selenow, whose product is annotated as selenoprotein W, 1. Gene Ontology annotation, cellular component: cytosol. The transcript is spliced from 6 exons. Lineage: Eukaryota; Metazoa; Chordata; Mammalia; Rodentia; Heteromyidae. Gene Ontology annotation, biological process: response to selenium ion. The record is from RefSeq and is a predicted model, not a curated record.
CCCUGUGCGCACGGCCCGGCGCGCGGACCCGGAGCUUCGCGAGUUCGGGGCGUCGUCGCUGGUGGUCGCUGCGGAUCCCCAGCCAUGGUCCUCACCGUGCGGGUCGUGUACUGUGGCGCUUGAGGCUACAAGCCCAAGUAUCUCCAGCUCAAGAAGAAACUGGAAGAUGAGUUCCCCGGGUGUCUGGACAUCUGUGGCGAGGGCACACCGCAGGUCACCGGCUUCUUUGAGGUCAUGGUAGGCGGGAAGUUGGUUCACUCAAAGAAGAGAGGCGAUGGCUACGUGGACACCGAGGUGAAGUUUCUGAAGCUGGUAGCCGCCAUCAAAGCUGCCUUGGCCCAGGGCUAGAGUGGCCCUGAGGGCAGAGCCCGGGGUCCUCGGCCCUGCCCCUCCCCGCUCGCUUGAUGACAGGAAGGACUGAAAUGUCCGCGGACCCCUGGUCCUUCCUCGAUGUUCUUGCGGCCUCCAGGUGGGGGCAGUGAUCGACGCCCCUGGGCUUUGCCUCUGCGUGGGAGAGUGAGGACUCCUGGUCACCUCUGCCCGCAGCCCCCCUCCCAUCUCCCACACUCCCCUUUCCCCACGACCCUGUCUUGUCAGAUGCGAAGCCUGUGGCUGCCUUCUCCAUCUGCUGCCAUGAGCAACAGCUCCAAUAAACAUUCAGUAAACCGAUGAGUUCAGAGCAA